Molecule: messenger RNA, 2259 nt
Organism: Carcharodon carcharias (great white shark)
Lineage: Eukaryota; Metazoa; Chordata; Chondrichthyes; Lamniformes; Lamnidae
Gene: rxfp2b
Product: relaxin family peptide receptor 2b
Exons: 18
Coding region: 1-2259 (752 amino acids)
Biological process (GO): G protein-coupled receptor signaling pathway
Cellular component (GO): membrane
Molecular function (GO): G protein-coupled receptor activity; protein binding
Source: RefSeq, a predicted model, not a curated record
AUGGGACUUCAUCUCCACAAGGCCUGUGCGGUGGAAGCCUUUAUCAAUUCUGUCGUGGACAGAUGCAUCUGGGACAGGUGUUUGGUGAGGGUGAGGUCAAAACUUGCAAUUUCAUCCAUCCUUGACAGUCCCCGUUGUCCGACUGGAUUUUUCCCGUGUGGCAGUCUUUCAGUCUGUAUCCCGCAGUCGUCAUAUUGCAAUAAAAUUAAAGACUGUGAAAAUGGAGCUGAUGAGGCACAUUGUGAUGAUUAUACUGGCUUGUCAGAUAUUUUUGAAACGUUUUUUCCUGCAAUUCAAAAUGAAAACAUAACUGAAGAUUGCUCACUUCAGGACUACCCACAGAAGUGUGAUUGCCGGGAAACAGAAUUGGAAUGUGUAGAUGUGAAUCUACGCUAUGUGCCACAGGUUUCAGCAAAUGUGACCUUGCUAUCUUUGAAGAGCAAUAAAAUCAAAAGUCUGCCUGCUGAUGUUUUCGUCUUGUACAACGACCUGGAUCAGUUAUAUCUGCAGAAUAACCAGAUCAGAUCCAUUUCAAAAACUGCAUUUUCUGGACUUUAUAAACUCAGACGAUUGUAUAUCAGUCAAAAUCGAAUCACAGCUCUGAAACCAAGAAUAUUUCAAGACCUUCAUAAACUGGAACUUUUAUCUCUUGAUGACAACUUAAUAUCAAAAAUCUCACCACGUUUAUUUAUUGGACUAAAGUCUUUGCUUGUUUUAUCCAUGGUUAACAACUUACUGGAAAAACUGCCAACAAGAUCAAUAUGUGCUGAAAUCCCAAGUGUGUAUUGGCUAGAUUUUGACAAUAAUCGCAUCAAGUCCUUAGAUUAUUCAACUUUCCUGAAAUGUGAUAAACUGAUUGUGCUGUACAUUCAGCAGAAUGAAAUUACAACCAUUUCAGAAAAGACAUUUGCUCCACUACAUAAAUUGAUAGAACUGGAAUUGUCAUCAAACAAAAUUCAGGAACUGCCCAAACAUCUUUUUGAAAAUGUUAAAUUACUGAUAAAAUUGAAUAUAUCUAACAAUCCCCUCAAGUUUAUUCACCUAGAUCAGUUUAAUGCGCUUAACCGACUUCAAUCUCUUGGUCUUGAAGGAAUAGAAAUUGCAAACAUAGAGAGCCGCAUGUUUAAGCCCAUGACAAACUUAGAACAUAUAUACUUCAAUAAAUUUCAGUACUGUGCAUAUUCUCCUCGUGUACGCAGUUGCCAACCAAAUACAGAUGGCAUAUCUUCCUUUGAAGACCUACUAGCAAACAUCAUCCUCAGAGUAUUUGUCUGGGUCAUAGCUUGUCUUACUUGCUUUGGAAACCUUUUCGUCAUUUUUAUGAGGUCACUUAUUAGAGCCGAAAACAAACUUCAUGCUAUGUCUAUAAAAAUUUUAUGUUGUGCCGAUUGCCUGAUGGGAGUAUAUCUAUUCUUUGUUGGAAUUUUCGAUGUCAAAUAUCGCGGAGAGUACAACAGACAUGCACAGCUAUGGAUGGACAGUAUCCAGUGUCGAAUGAUAGGAUUUCUGGCCAUGCUUUCUACUGAGGUCUCAGUUCUGUUAUUGACGUAUCUGAGCCUGGAAAAGUAUAUUGUCAUUGUUUUUCCAUUCAGUAAUAUCAAACCAGGAAAGCACCAGACUUUGAUAACACAUGUUACAAUUUGGCUUGUUGGAUUUACUAUCGCUAUAAUUCCACUCUGGAAUGAAGACACAUUUGGGAACUACUAUGGAAGAAAUGGAGUUUGCUUUCCUCUUCAUGCAGACCAAGUUGAAAAGGAUGCUGCUAAAGGCUAUUCUAUUGGAAUAUUCCUUGGUUUGAACCUGAUUGCCUUCAUCAUAAUUGUCUUCUCUUACUCAAGUAUGUUUUAUUCUAUGCACAAAACUGGAAUCCAGACACCAGAAAUGAAAAGGCACAUUCGAAGUGAAGUUGCAGUGGCUUACAGAUUUUUCUUCAUAGUGCUUUCUGAUGCCCUUUGUUGGAUUCCAAUUUUUCUCUUAAAAGUCCUUUCAUUGAUUCAGGUGGAGAUUCCAGGAACAAUUACAUCGUGGGUAGUUAUUUUCAUACUCCCAAUAAAUAGUGCAUUGAACCCAAUUCUCUACACACUCACAACCAGUUUCUUCAGAGAAAAGAUGAAACAAUUUCUGUGCAAACAUCAAAAAAAUAAUGGAAAAAACAUGUGGACUGAGAGUUCUUCAAGACUGUCGACUUCAUCAGUUAAACUUGGAUUUUUAAAGAGGAUAUCUGCUGUAGAAAAUAUGAUGAAUUCAAGGCAUCGCUGA